Molecule: messenger RNA, 2383 nt
Organism: Microplitis mediator
Lineage: Eukaryota; Metazoa; Arthropoda; Insecta; Hymenoptera; Braconidae
Product: centrosomal protein of 78 kDa
Exons: 1
Coding region: 271-2115 (614 amino acids)
Cellular component (GO): centrosome
Molecular function (GO): protein binding
Source: RefSeq, a predicted model, not a curated record
UAUUUUGUUUAAAGAGUUAGUUGCCGCAUAAAAUCGCGUGACACAUUACACAUGUCAAUAUUUAAUUAACAAUAAUUUUUUUUUUUUUAUAAUUAUUUUACAUGUACUGUGUUUUUUCUUACGUGUACAAGUGCAUAUACCAAAUGAAAAUAUUUAAUUCACGCAAAUGACGCCACUCACUGAAUCAUCCGCAAGAAUAAUAAACAAGGUUAUAAAUAAAAAUUUAAUAAAAUUAAAAUAUCAUCGAUAUUGAGUGAUUUUAAUCAAAAGAUGACGACAGUACCGAGAGGCCAAAAUUUUUCAGCUUGUUAUAUAGAUUUAUGUAAACAGCACCGUGUGCGCCCAUUGCCAGUAAUUUGCGUAUCAUUGCCGCACAGAUUAGAUUUUACAACCGAUCGCGUAAAAAUGGAUGACUGGAUACCGAUACUGAAUUCGCUGUCUCUCGACCGUACAUUGAAAUCCGUAAGCGUAAGAAGUAAAUAUCAAUUGCGGAAGCCGCUCGAAGAAAUAAAUUCCGAAGGUAAAGUUCGUGCCGCGGCGGCAAAUUCAAAUACAAUUAAAAAGAGACCGGUAGUAUUAACCCGGUAUUUAUUAGAGUGUUUGAGCCACAGCGUAGCGCAGUGCAUCAGAAAUUCAAAUGCAUUGACGUGUCUUGAACUUGAAGGAGUGCCCUUGCCGACAGAUUGUCUGGCUGCACUGUGUGUUGGUCUUGCAAGUACAGUAACACUUGAAUAUUUAUCACUCGAACGUUGCUACAUUGGUGACAACAGUUGCGCAAUGAUUUGCCGUACAAUUGCUGAUGUACAGAGCAUAAGAUCGCUUAAUUUAAGUCACUGUGAUUUGAGUUCUAGUGCUGGUCCUGCUUUGGCAUCAGCACUGAGCCGCCAAAAGCUCGUCCUCUAUCAUGACACCUGGAAGAAUUCACUGAGAUAUCGUGAGCCGAACUUGGAAGUGAUGCCGGGCUUAAGACGAUUGACGUUAAAUGGAAAUCCUUCGUUAGGUGACACCGCAAUUGCACAGGUUAUCGACGCAAUACAAGACAGCUUGUGGCUGAAAGCACUGGAUCUACAAACUUGCGGGUUAACAGACGCUAUUGGUAAUAAAAUAAUUGAAUUACUUUAUCAUAAUAAGACAUUGCAAGUUAUUGAUGUUAGAUCUAAUUGUCGUCUGAGUGAGAAUAUUGUGAGAGAUAUUUUUGAAAAGUUGGAUCAGAACAACGCAGGCUGUAGACUGGAGUACAGAUUACUGGCUGCUAAAGAGAGUAAGCAUAAGAAAUUUAUUAGCGAUGACAGAGACAAAAACAAUAAGAAUAAUGAAAACAAUAUCAAAGUAAGACCGAAGACUGUUGCUAGAAAUAAACGCGUUGUUAAGACGCGGUUUAAUCGCACUCGCGUUCCGGUGAUAAAUAAACCUGUUACGAGAUCACUGCCGUCUAUUGUUAAAAAAAAUUCAGCGAUGGAUAAAAACAUGGAGAUCAAACAAGAGCAAAUGAAGCAACGGCUGCACUUGGAUCUUGAGUCGCAUAUUAGGUCGACAAAGUCACAAGUUGAUGAUGCAGAUGAUGAGUACCAUAGUGUUUUGAUGCAGCUGUCUGAGGCGAAAGCAAAGAUAAAUAAACUGGAGAUGGAGUUACAGGAAGAACGAACCCGCAGACACGUGAUCCAGCGUUUGUGGUCGCGGAAAGUCGCCAAGGAAAAAGCGACUGAUCUCAAUGAAGAGUCUGGACAAGAUAAAUUGAUAAGCAAAGCCGAUGAAAAACCGCGAGUUGAUUUAAUUAUAAAGAAAAUAAAAUCGGAAAAAAUUUAUCGUGAGAAAAAGUCGCCGAGUAAAUUAUCCAAGUCGGAGAACGACAUGAAAAUUUAUGUGCCUUCAAUCCAAGACGCCAUUCCAGUGGAGAAAAAUAUCGGCGACCACCGUGACCACAGUUCACUACUGAUGUCUUUGCCUUCUUCGUCCGCCUCAUCUGCAUCCUCAUCUUCGUCGUCGUCGUACGAAAAAAGUUACUGCAAUAAAAAUUUAAAAACUCCCUCAUCAGCGUGCGAACGCGCCCGCGCGAUUUUUGCUCAGAUAAUAAACAGUGACAUAGCACUAAACCUGGACACCAACACCAGCUAGCACCUGGAUACCCAUCAAUCAAUGUGUAUUUUUAUCAAGAGUAAAACGUCGUGUCGAGUAUAAUAAUAGCCAAUGAUGUGUAUGGUCAAAGAGUUUCAAAUUAUUAGGCGCCCUGGCGAUUUAAGAUUCGACGUUUGUCAUAUAAUAUUUAUACAUAAUUUAUACAUAAACUAAAUAUUAAAAGAUCUCUUAGCAAAAAAAAUUUUUAUGUAAAAUGAUUAAUUAUUUUGAUACUCUGUAUUACGUUAUUCAAUAUACCGUUGAUACG